AUGUACGCAAUGAUUAUGAAUGCAAAAGUUAAUGGUGAGAAGUACUAUGUGAAAGAAAUGGCACAGAAUGAGUUUAUGGAUAUAAAAGAACUGAUUAAAAACAAGAACUGGGUCAAAGAUGAGGAAGGAAAGAAAAUAUCAUGGUCUAAAGUAAUGGAAGUAAGCGUCUUACAUUCACAGCCAACAAUACUACACUUCAAAUAUGAAUUUGAUGCCGAUUCUGCUCGGGUGAAUGUCGAGCCGCAUCAAACUGUCACGGCAAGAAACAAGCGAGACACUAGACUAACCGCAAACAAAACUUCAGCUUCUUUUAGUGAACCCCAAUUGAAACUUGCAUAUAACAAAUCUCUACCAGUAAGCAAGGCUUUACACACCGAUCUUAUGAGUCUUUGUAGGGCAGAAGCCAUCCCGACUUAUUACCAUGGCUUUUACAAUUCUCUUACUUUUAUAAAUAGUCCUGAUGACCAUUUACAUGAUAAUUAUGAUGAAGAUGAAGAAGAU
Molecule: messenger RNA, 501 nt
Organism: Brenthis ino (lesser marbled fritillary)
Lineage: Eukaryota; Metazoa; Arthropoda; Insecta; Lepidoptera; Nymphalidae
Source: the annotation of a GenBank genome assembly